AUGCGUCUUCUGCUAUCGACCGUGCUCCUCGGCGUCGUCGCUCUCGCCCACGGCGCCGCUGACGACUGGGACCGAUGCACAGCCAUCGCAGUCGGCCGAAACGCCUCGACGACGGGCGCACCCAUGACGACCCACGCGUCGGACUGCAGCACCUGCGACUUUCGCAUCGGCAAGGUCCCGGCAAGGACCCACGGGCCCAACGCGACCCGUGACCUGGUCACGUUUCGCCUCGAGUACCCUCGCUACGUCGGAGACGGCCGCGGCGACGUGUACUCGCUCGCCAACGUCGACACGUCAGUGUUCAACUGGACGGCGUCGCCGUCGAUGGGCUCGAUCCCACAAGUGCCAUCGACGCACGCCUAUAUUUCUGGCUUGUACGCGAUCAUGAACGAGCACCAAGUGUCCAUGGGCGAAUGCACGUGCUCUGGGCGACUCAUCAGCGCACCCGUUAGCGCGGGUGGGAAAGCGCUCUUCGACAUCUCGGAGCUUUCGCACGUGGCCAUGGAGCGGGCAACCACGGCGCGGGAAGCGAUCGCAGUCAUGGGCGAGCUGGCCGAGAUGUAUGGGUACUACGGCGCGGUCUGGGACGGUCCCAACGCAGUGUUUGAAGCCGGUGAGACGCUCACGGUCGCCGACACGACCGAGGCGUGGGUCUUCCACAUCCACCCGGAUGACACGGGCGCGUCGGCGGUCUGGGUCGCGCAGCGCGUGCCUGACAACGACAUUGCUGUCAUUGCCAACCAGUUUAUCAUCCAGCACGUCAACUUGAGCGACAACGCCAACUUCAUGGGCUCGAAAAAUAUGGUCGACGUCGCGGUUCGUGCACAAUUGUACGACCCGUCGGUCAACGGGACCUUCAACUUUGCCCGCGUCUACUCGCAUCCGCUCGUGCCCGACCAGUACUACGCCACGCGUCGCCAGUGGCGCGUCCUUACGCUCGCCAACACGCACCUGGAGCUGAGCCCGGUGACGGACGUCUAUGGCCUCAGCUAUCCGUUCUCGACGCCGGUUUCGUCGCGCAUCUCGCCGGAGGACCUCAUGGCGUACCAGCGCGACCACUACGAGGGCACAGCCUACGACCUGACGCAGGGCCCGGCUGCGGGUCCGUACGGCAACCCUGAUCGCUACGACAUCAACUUCAACGGCAACAUGACAAAGGCGACGGCACUAACAGGUCACUUUGAGCGCGCGAUUUCCAUCUUUCGGGCGAGCUACUCCUUUGUGGCGGUGCCAGACAAGUCGAACGCGUACAUGGCGACGCUUUGGUUCGGACAGUACGCGCCGCAUGCAACGUCAUACGUGCCUGUCUACGCCCACGCAAAUGCAAUCCCAGCAGCGAUGGCGACCGGGUCCUUGCACCGAUUCGACAUGACGACGUCCAUGUACUGGGCGUUCGCCGUUGUCGGCAACUGGAUGACGCGCUUCUACGUCGUCAUCUCGCCCGUCGUCCGCGCUGUGCAAGCCGAGCUCGAGAGUGCCCUCUUGCUGCGCCAAGUCAACGUCUCGAACAGUGUGCUUGCACUGGAUGAGAAUGCGACCGCGAUCGCUUCGUACCUCCAGACGCAGUCAGACGCUGCGGCGCAAGCCAUGCAUGCGCGCUUCCAACAGCUCUUCGGACACCUUGUGACGCGCUUCCACGACGGGUACGAGAUGCGCAACCUGACAAAGGCGCCAUCGAUCGCUAUGUCGUCGCUCUUCUACCCCGAGAGCUGGCUCCGCGACGUCGGGUACUUUGACAAGCUGCCGAUGCACUCGCGUGCGGCGCCCGCGACCGUGUCGAGCACCGUCGUGUACGUGUUCGUCGCGCUCGCGCUCGCGGUUUGUGGCAGCGUCGGCUUCUUCAUUGGCGUCAAGUUUUACAUGCGCCAAAAGCACGGCUACACGAGCAUUCUAUGAGCAACUGCAGUAACUAGACGAUCUUGUUUGCAUCCUCUGG
Molecule: messenger RNA, 1936 nt
Organism: Saprolegnia parasitica CBS 223.65
Lineage: Eukaryota; Oomycota; Saprolegniomycetes; Saprolegniales; Saprolegniaceae
Exons: 5
Coding region: 1-1896 (631 amino acids)
Biological process (GO): proteolysis
Molecular function (GO): dipeptidase activity; cysteine-type exopeptidase activity
Source: RefSeq, a predicted model, not a curated record